GUCAUGAUGGGGCCCCCGAACAACAACACUAACGCGAGCUAAAUGUAAAAAUGAAACAGACAAUGAGCAGCGCGUUUCAUUCACUAACUCAAUUCAUGUUGUUUCGAGUGAACAAUCCGGCGCGAAUUUCCGAGCAUAUCGCUAUCUAGAGCGCACUGAAUAUCUCACACGAGUUACUGAAAAGGGCGAUGUCUUCCUGAAGUAACGAUGGAUGAAAGCGGGCAGAAGGUGCUGUGUGAUGAUGAUGAUCUGGUGAUCAUUGUGGAGAAUGAGGCGGAGAGUAUGCCGGUGCAGGACGCUGAUGUUCGGGAUCAUCACAGCGGUGUCCUGAUGGACGUGUGUCCCGUGUGUAAACUCAGUUUCACCAGCAGAGAGCCCAAACUGCUGCCCUGUCUGCAUUCAUUUUGCAGCAGAUGUUUACCGGCCUCCUCCGCCAGGCCUGCGCAACAAUUGAACACAAUCCGCUGUCCGGUGUGUCAGCAGGAGUGUAUGGAUGUUGAGGUCUUGGAUAACUUCUUUGUCAAGGAUUCCAUGGAAGUGCCGAGUAGUACGAUGGAAAAGAGCUGUCAGCUGUGCGUGAGUUGCGAUGACAAUACCGAGGCGAGCUGUUUCUGCGUGGAGUGUGUGGAGUUUCUGUGUGUCACCUGCAUGGAAGCACAUCAGCGUGUGAAGUUCACCCGAGAUCACACGCUCAGACAAAUGACAGAGAUGUCUUCAGAGGCGAUGGGCGCGUCCACACAGAAGCCCGUUUUUUGUGAGAUUCACAAGCAGGAGCCGUUGAAGCUUUUCUGUGAAACCUGUGAUCGGCUCACCUGCAGAGACUGCCAACUACUCAAACACAAGGACCACAAUUACCAGUUUCUCGACGACGCAUAUAAGAACCACAAGGAACACCUGGAAAACAUGACCUGCCAGCUUCAGGAAAAGAAGAAAGCAAUAGAGGACGUAUUUAUCACCAUAAACAAUGGUCUUCAGCAAGUGGAUGAAAAUCGCAAGACUGUGGCGAACGAGAUCAAAAAAUCCAUCUGCAAUCUCAUAAUGGAGAUCAACAGGAAAGGAAAGAUGUUAGUCAAUCAACUCGAGGCAAUCACAAAAGACCAUGAAACUCUCCUGAAAAGGCAGCAACAAGAUGUAACCUCACUGUCCACACAUCUCAAUCAUGUGAUCAACUUCACUAAGUGGGCCACAGCCAGUAACAGUGGAACUGCCCUCCUCUACUGCAAACGCCUGAUCACGUGUCAAAUCCAGUACCUCAUGCGAGCAAAGUGUAACAUCUCGUAUGUUCCUCAGAGUUCAGUUCGAUUCCAGUGUCGAACGACUUUUUGGGCUUCAAAUAUUGAUCUUGGGUCUCUAAUCGUAGAGAAAGUUCCUGUCCGACAUCUGAGCCGUCCACAGCCAUUCUCAUUACAGCAAAUGAACGCAGGGCCCAGACCGGAUGGUGUUCAGGGUGGGUGCUCCAGCACACAGUCACAGCAGCAGCAGCAGAGACAGAGCACACUCGCACAGCUGCAGAUGCAGGUGGAGAAACUCAGCCAGCACACCAACCGAAAUCAACCGCCUAAUCAGUGGCCAUGGUUCCACGGCAUGCGUGUACAUGGACCGCCCCCUUAUAGACCCCUGCAGGGUGGGUCACCAUCUCAGUCUUUAACCAGCAUGCCUCAACACGGGCGGCAAUAUAACGCGAGGAGUCCUCCACCUGUACUGCAGCCCACGGCUCUGCCUCCACAGAGUCUGAGGGGACCCAUCUACCCUCCUAAACCGAUGGAGGUGCCGCAAAGGACACACUAUCCGCACAAUGCUGCUCUCUCCAGUUCAGGUUCACUUCCAUCUCCACAUGUACCCCAUCAAGUGAUGACGGGAGGCCAUUUCCUUGCUCUGUUGGUGGGCUGUACGGUGGCUGAUUGUUUAUGGAAAAAUCAGCAAAGUCGACUCGUUAAAAAGGAAGAGAAAUCUUCUUCAAUUCUGCAGGCAAAAGGGUGA
Messenger RNA from Xyrauchen texanus (razorback sucker), 1980 nucleotides. RefSeq names its product transcription intermediary factor 1-alpha-like. The transcript has 11 exons. The record is from RefSeq and is a predicted model, not a curated record. The coding region runs from base 208 to 1980 and encodes 590 amino acids. Gene Ontology annotation, molecular function: zinc ion binding. Lineage: Eukaryota; Metazoa; Chordata; Actinopteri; Cypriniformes; Catostomidae.